Molecule: messenger RNA, 1584 nt
Organism: Rhizophagus irregularis DAOM 181602=DAOM 197198
Lineage: Eukaryota; Fungi; Glomeromycota; Glomeromycetes; Glomerales; Glomeraceae
Source: RefSeq, a predicted model, not a curated record
AUGAGCAAUGCUACAGGUAUACAUCUUCCAUCGGCACAAGAAGUACAUACAACUUCUGGGGCAAAGUUUGUAUCCCGUUUGAGUAAUCUUAUCUGGUAUAUUGAUCCACAUCACAGCAAAUUUACUUCAAGAUCGUGUCAUCUACCAAAAUUUGUUGAUGAUUUGCCAGAAUACAAAGCAAAGUCAAGUUAUAAUCAAUACUAUAUCAAUUCACACCAUAAAAAAACAGAAAUUCAAGCACAAACUUUGCAACGCCAUGUUGAAGCUAUGGAAAAUUCAUUAGUUCAGCCAUGGGCAAGCGAUAAAAAAUGGGAACAAUUCAUUAGUGAAGUCAUUCAAUUAUGCGAAGUGUCAAGGAAAUUUAUAGAGUAUUUGGAUAAUGUGAAUAAAAGAAUGCGCAUCAUUCAUAAUAGCAGUGUACCCAUACGAAAUGGAAUUGAUCAUAUCAAAGUAUUAGAUAUUGACAAAACUUUGACAACAAAUGAAAAUUAUAAUGAGAUUAUUAAAUUAAUGCAUGAGAAGGAAGAAUUUGAGCCAACUUGCAUUGACGAUCUCAUUCUGCCAGAUAUUAUUGAAUUUUCUAAUAAAACUAAAGAAUCACAAGCUUUACUUAAAGUACAUGAAUUAUUGCCAAAAUAUAGUACCCAACAAAUAAGAAAAAAUGUAGUUAAUAAGUAUUCGUUAUAUACACGAUUAUCACCUGCCAUACUAUGUACAUUAUAUCAAGACCUCAUUGGAGAUGCGUCAAAUAGCCCAAAUUUAAUAUCCCAGGAAAUGCAAGAAUGUAUAAGAUUGAUGUAUGAAACUCAAGACCCAAAUAUUAUAUUUGAUUUACAAAAAAAUGGAGGAUUUAAAGGAACAAAAUUUGACGAAUUUUGGGAUGAAAUUGAUUAUUAUUUUAAUAAAAUUAUUCCAGCAGUACAUGAAAGACGGCACACUACAAUGAUGUUUAUGCCAGUUGCAAUAUCAAUUAGAGAAUUACACGAAAAUAUUAUAGAACGCUUACAAACUAAGCAUGAUGAAGAAACUUUUUCCAAGAUUUCAAUUCCAAUACAGAGUAGACUACUUCGUAAAUCUCAUCCUGAUUCUCAUUAUUGUGCUGCAUUGUUUCGUUAUACUCGGCUUUUUGCUAUUAAAUUUCGCAAAUUUGCUUGUUUUAUUUCAGCGGAUGACAAACAUAAAGUUCCAGUUGGAGAAAUAGUUGAAACAUCAACAGGAGUUCGCAAUAAAGCAACGCUGGCAUCCUUGGGUACAGAAUUGACAUCAUGUGAUCAUGAUUUUACCAAACUUUCAGUAACACUAUCAAUUUCAUUAUUUUGUGAAAUUCCUAAAGAUAUUAGUGGAAGUUUUUAUCAAGAACAAGUAUUUGUUUCUUAUAAAGAUUCAGUAUUUCAACCUAGUUCAGCACUUAGGCAUUCUAGUAAAUGGCUGAAAUGCUUACAUGAAAAGUACGUCACAUUGCCAGAAAUGCUAAUUAUUUAUACUGAUGGUGGUGCAGAUCACCGAACCACAUUUGGUUCUGUUCAACUAGCAAUGAUUUGUUUAUUUUUAAAAGGAAAUUUUGAUUUUCUAGCAGCAGUUUGA